Molecule: messenger RNA, 4924 nt
Organism: Aphis gossypii (cotton aphid)
Lineage: Eukaryota; Metazoa; Arthropoda; Insecta; Hemiptera; Aphididae
Product: protein argonaute-2-like
Exons: 20
Coding region: 176-3154 (992 amino acids)
Molecular function (GO): protein binding; RNA binding
Source: RefSeq, a predicted model, not a curated record
UAUUCCAUUCCGUAGUUAGUAGCAGCUGUGUGCAUAGUAUUAGGCUACUGCCUGUUGCUUGUCAUUUUUGUUUUGGCGAUCGAGUCAACAUUCUUGGCCAUCAUUUAAUAGACGUUUUAUUUCAAAGAACUGUGCGGUACGGUGUAGUGUUGUACACUUGUACAUUAUUCAAUUGAUGCCUAUUAUGAAUCCUAAUAAACCUAAUAAUCAAUUUUCUGGUGUUCCGGGAAAGAAAAAGCAGAAAAAAGGUCUUGAACAACGUAAUUCAAAUAUUAAUGUUGAGCAUAGUCAAGGACCAUUGAAUUCAGGACCAAAAGAUUUUCAACAAUUGUUACAAAAUAAGCCAAAUGCUAAACAGGAGUCAGUACAAAAACAAACUAAACCAAAAGAGGCAAAACAACAUCAAACCCAGAAAAAAAAUCAACUUGAAGAACAAAAUGAUCUUCCACAAACAUCUCAAAGUAAGCCAAAUACAAAACAACAGACCGCACAAAAACAAAAUAAACCAAAGGAGGCAAAUCAAAAACAAAACAAGAAAGGGAACAAAUUUGCAGAGAUUAAAUCAACUCAAAAACAAUCUGGAGGUAGUAUAGGCAAAAAUCUAUCUACAAUGCCGCAAUCAUCUCCAACACAAGGCAAUCAACAAAUUGAACAACAAAUUAGAAUGUUUAAAAGCCAAUUACUCAUUCCUAAAAGAAGAAAUCCUCAGACUGGAGGUUCUAUGGGACGUGUAACUGAGAUUGAAGUGAAUCAUUUACCUCUUAACCUUGACAAAUUGUUCAAUAAAACUGUCUACCACAUAGAUGUACAAUUUGAACCGGCUCAUCCAAAAACUCUUUUUAGAAUUGCUUUGGAAGAAUUUAAUAAUAAACAUUACCCAAAAAUUCAUUUUGCAUUUGAUGGAAGUAGGAAUAUGUAUACUACAAAAGAAAUAAAAGGGAGAACUGAUUUAAUUACGGUUUUAAAUGAUGAAAAUAAAGGAGCUGCUGAAUUUACUAUAAUUACUUCAGUUGUUAAUAUAAUUCCAAUGAAUAAAAUUCAAGAAUAUUUAAAAUCUGGAUCAUCCAAUAAUCCUCCAGGUGAAGCAUUUCAAGCAUUGGAUAUUAUACUAAAAAACCGACCAUUUUCAUUAAGAUUCUCUAAUAUUGGAAGAACAUUUUUCCCACUAUCACAUAGCACACCAGUUGAUUUAGGUGAAGGUUUAGAACUGUGGAAUGGAUUUUUUCAAAGCCCUGUUAUGGGUUGGAAACCUUAUCUUAAUAUUGAUGUUGUACAUAAAGGAUUUCCUAAGCAUCAGCCAUUAAUAUCCUACAUUACAAAUGAUUUGCGUUGUGAUCCCAAAACAGAAAUGGAUUCUCAGAAUAUCAACACAUUAUUAAAUUAUGUUAAAGGAUUAAAAGUUGAGUUUAUGGUUCCAAUGCAACCUAAUACAAAACGUUUGCAUAAAGUAGUUGGUAUUUUUGAUAGUGCUUCUAAAUUCACAUUUAAUAUGAAGGAUCCUGUUAAAGGCAAUCAAAUGGUUAAUGUAGUACAAUAUUUCAAGAUUGUACGAAACUAUAUUAUCAAGUAUCCAAAUUUACCUUGUUUACAUGUAGGCAACGUUAAUAAGAAAACUGCUAUUCCAAUUGAACUAUGCACUUUGCAAAUGGGACAAAUCCGUUUGAAAAAAUUAACUGAUACGCAAAUUGGAAUUAUGAUAAAGAAUACUGCCCGGCCUCCCACAGAACGAAGACAAGCUAUUGCAAAUUCUUUAAGAGAUAUUAAAUACAGCCAAGAUCCUGUAUUGAAAGAGUUUGGUGUUGAUAUUAAAGAGCAGUUUGUUUCAGUACCAGCAAGAGUCUUGGAUCAACCUUCCUUGGCAUAUGCUCAUAACACUGAAAUUAAACCAAAAGCUGGUAUUUGGAAAGUAGAUAAAUUUUCUAAACCUGUACAUAUUAAAAAUUGGGUAGUGUUGAAUCUAGACUAUCAAAUUAAUAUUAUAUCCAUAAGAAACUUUGAAAAAAUGUUGAUAACGACUGGUAAAGACUUGAAUGUUACUAUAAACUCAAUGAAUCCUGUGAUUAACUGUUUUUUACCAAGGAAUUUUAAUUUAGAUGAAUUUAAGGCCACGAUUGAGAGUAUUUUUACAAAAUUAAAAGCUUGUAAUACAGAGAUAAUUUUUGUUGUUAUUCCAGAAAUUCAAACAGGAGUUUAUGGUAUUAUUAAGCAAAAAUCAGAAUUGGAAGUUGGUGUUCUUACACAAUGUAUUAAAUCUAAUACUAUUUCUAAUAUGAAUAUACCAACAUAUUCCAAUCUUUUACUAAAAAUAAAUUCAAAAUUGAAUGGGACCAAUCACACUCUUUCUAACAAAAGCAGCCCACCUUGCAUGGUUGGUGCAAUUAUUUUUGGAGCUGAUGUGACACAUCCAACUUUAGAACAGACUUCUACUCCAUCAGUUGCUGCUGUAGCAGCAAGUCAUGAUAUUAGUGGAAUCCAAUAUAAUAUGGAAUGGCGCUUACAAGCUCCUAGAGUAGAAAUAAUUCAAGAUCUAGAAAACAUUAUUCAUUUACAGUUGAUUAAAUUUAAAGAUAAAACAAAAACCGUGCCAAAAAAAAUAUUUUAUUUUAGAGAUGGUGUAAGUGAAAGUCAAUUUCUGCAGUUGCUGGAAUAUGAAUUGAUUGCUAUACGUAGAGCUUGCCUUAGACUCCAUAUUAAAUACAAACCUCCAGUGACAUUUUUGGUCGUUCAGAAACGGCAUCACACUAGAAUGUUUCCCAAGUUUACCCAUGACAUGGAUGGAAAUUUUGGUAAUGUUAUUUCUGGCACAGUUGUAGACACUCAAAUUACACAUCCGACAGAACUGGAUUUUUAUUUAUGUAGCCAUUCUAGUAUUCAAGGCACAUCCAGACCAACCAAGUAUCAUCGUAUAUGGGAUGAAAAUUAUUUGACCGAAGAUCAGUUGGAACAACUGACAUUUUAUCUCUGUUUCAUGUUUGCACGUUGUACUCGUGCUAUUGCAUAUCCAGCGCCUACAUACUAUGCCCAUUUGGCUGCAUUUAGAGCUCGGGCUUAUCUUGAAAACAAAACCAUCAACCUCAAUCGUUUAGAUGAUGAACAAUCAAAAAAUAAGCUGAACCAUUUAUUCACAGUUAAUACACCAAUGUUUUUUGUUUAACAUUUUUUUUAAUCUCAAUUUUUCUUUUGAUAAUUAAUUAGUUUUUUAAGAACUAAAAUAUCUUUAUAUUUUACCUACCCAUAAAUACAGUAAGACUUGUUUUAGACUCUUUUCAAGGUGUUAAUUCUGUAGAGCACUAAUCCUGUGUGUUUAAAUUUCUGAAUAUACCCACGCUAUUUUCUAGUUUGUUUUCAUUAUUUAAAACUGAAGGUUUGCAAUUUUAAUCAUUAAAAUAUCUCUACAUACCCAAGAUUUCUUGUUUCUAUAAUUUCUUUAUUAUUUUUAUAAUUACACAAUUUCUGAAAUUACUAGUUUUAUCUUAUUAGAUAAAGAAAAGUCAAUCAUCUUAAACGAGUUUUACUGUACUUAGAUUUAAUGACAUACAAUAUUUAUAUACUAUACUUUUUUUAAUUUAAUUAACUUUUUUGCUUGCAUUUAAUUUUACUUUUUUUAUGAAAUUUACAUUUCUACUUUAUAUGUGUUAAUCAAUUUAGUAGUAAGACUUUAUUAGUAUUGUUUACCUAGUUCCAGUAAAUUGUCACUAGCAUGUGUAUCUCAAUAGUCUAUAGUCUAUACCAGUGGUUUUCAAACUUAUAUUAUACACGGCACACCGUAAACUUAAAAAAAAUUUCACGGCACACUGACCUUUUUUUAGAUGAACAAAAUUGUUUUAAAUUAAUUAUUAGUUUAUUUUCAUAUAUUACAGUUCAAUGCAAUCGGUAAUUUAUGAAAAAACCUUGGCACACUGAUGUUGAAAACCACUGGUCUUUACAAUCAUCACUCUUAUUCAAAUGAUAUUGAAAUGGUAACUCGUUUGAUCCUAAAGAUCAUCAGAUUAUACUAAAGCAAUAGUUGAUUUAUUCUUUCACAUCAUCCAAUUAACACAAUAUUAUUUUUGAGUGUAAAAAAUGAUUUGAAAAUAACCACAUUUUUAGUUCUGUAUAUUUUUUCAGUUGAUAUUUCUGUCUUAGAAUAUUAAUAUUUAAAAUUAUGUUAUUAAUUUUGUUACAAUAUAUGCAUCACCAUUAAACAGGUUGAUUGAAAGAGUAGAAUAAAAACAUUUAUUAAUUUAACAGUUAGUAAAAUGUAAUGUACCUUGCAAGUUGUAACUAAUACUAAUUAUCAAUAGCUUACUAAUGUUUUAUUAAAUAUUUUAGUGAUACAACUAGUUUAUACUUUAAUACAAUUUAGAAUUAAUAUUUAAGUUAUUUGUCAAUCAAUAUUAUGUGAGAACUGUUUUACUACUUUAUGAUCGAUACAUUUUUAAUUAUCUAUUUAAGAAAAAAUAUAUGAGCCAGGGACUAAGAUUUUUUACUUGGUGAUUUUAAUGACCUUCUAUUUUUAUUUAAAAUUAAAAGAAUUUUUUCUUUAGAAAAUUAUUCAUAAUAUGAAUGACUUUCCUGACAGAAUUUGUUAUAAAACGCAAAUAUGUAAAUCUAACUAAUUGUUGAACCAUUGAGGUUUAAAAUUUAACAAUUCUUUACAUAUGUUAAUUUCAAAUAUAAUAUAAUUAAUAUAUAUCAUAAUUAUAAUAAUACAAAAAAAAUAGAUUAACUAUAUUUAAAAGAAUAUCUAUAUAAACAUAAUUAAAUUAAAUUAUAAUGUGGACUGUUCAUCACAUGAGUUGACAAUGAAACACGGCUUAGUAUUAGAAUGUAUUACUUAUAGAUAUUUGAAAAUGAAUUAUAUAUAUUAAAUUGUAAAAAUAAGAUAAAAUAGCAAUUAUUAUACUCUGAGUAACUUAAGAAUAUAGGUUAUGACAUGAGCAUG